AUGCGCCACUCCAUCAUCAACAGCCUUCUUCUUUUGGCCGUCUCCCCUAUGUCCGUCCUCGCGCUUCCCGUGGACCCCAACGACGUGGCCGGUCAAUGGGACCCGAGUGGACAGUAUCGAAAGGGCCACUGGCAGAAUGGCGUGUUCGUUCCCAACAACGGCGACAACCGCUACAACCAGAACGGCCAGGUCGACCAGAAUGGCCAGUGGCGCGACAACAACAACCAGAACGGUCGAUAUAAUCACGGCCAGCAAAACAACCAGAAUGGCUGGACUGAUGCCAACGGUCAGUGGCAUGCAAAUAACCAGAACGUUCAGAACGGCCAGAACGGUCAGACUGGCUGGACUGAUUCGAACGGACAAUGGCGCUCCAGUAAUCAGAAUGAUCAGGAUGGUUGGACUGAUGCCAAUGGCCAGUGGCACUCCAACGAUGGCGCUGUCCAGCCUCGUGACGGGGCCAAUGACAACCAGAACAACCAGGGUGGCUGGACUGAUGCCAACGGACAAUGGCACGCCGGUAACCAGAACGACCAGAAUGGUUGGACUGAUGCCAACGGAAAAUGGCACGCCGGUGACCAGAACGAUCAGAAUGGCUGGACUGACGCGAACGGCCAAUGGCACGCCGGCAACCAAAAUGGUCAGAACAACCAGAAUGGCUGGACCGAUGCCAACGGCCAGUGGCACGCAGACCACAAGCGUGAUGUUAUCCCUGGUCAGGCAAGCCACGCUACCGCCGGGAACGGUCAUCUAAAUGGAGCUGUCAAUAACAACGGAGUCAACCCCUUGAAUGCUGCGGCCCCUCACACUCCCCACCGCCGUAGCUGGCGCGACGCUGGCAAUGACCAAAACAAAGGCAGCUACGGGAACGGCAACAAUGGCAAUGGCAACGGCAACAACGGCAACAACGACUGGAAGCGCAACGAACCCAAUGAUUACAACAACUUGAACUCCGCCAACAACGCCCAGGUUACUCCCAGCUCCCCAGACAGCGAGUACCAGAGCUAUGGUAACUACAAGAACUACGGCUCUUACCAGAACUACCCCCAAAACGGACAGAAACAGGCUCAGAACAAGGAUGUCAAGGCUGUCAGUGGUCAGCAGGAGUAA
Penicillium egyptiacum is the source of this 1107-nucleotide messenger RNA. The record is from the annotation of a GenBank genome assembly. NCBI's taxonomy places the organism in Eukaryota, Fungi, Ascomycota, Eurotiomycetes, Eurotiales, Aspergillaceae.